Molecule: messenger RNA, 4090 nt
Organism: Anguilla anguilla (European eel)
Lineage: Eukaryota; Metazoa; Chordata; Actinopteri; Anguilliformes; Anguillidae
Product: vacuolar protein sorting-associated protein 35
Exons: 17
Coding region: 100-2490 (796 amino acids)
Biological process (GO): retrograde transport, endosome to Golgi; intracellular protein transport
Cellular component (GO): late endosome; retromer, cargo-selective complex; retromer complex
Source: RefSeq, a predicted model, not a curated record
AUGAGGCGGCUCUGUGGGAAAGGGGUUGCAAGAUAAGCAAUAAUCACAUGACUAGGACCGCUUGAAAGGGGUAGUUGGUGUUUCCUGAAACUGAUAAUCAUGCCCACCACACAGCAGUCUCCCCAGGACGAGCAGGAGAAGCUCCUGGAUGAGGCGGUGCAGGCUGUCAAGGUCCAGUCUUUUCAAAUGAAGCGCUGCCUGGACAAGAGUAAGCUGAUGGAUGCUCUGAAACAUGCCUCUAACAUGCUUGGGGAGCUAAGGACGUCCAUGCUGUCUCCAAAGAGUUACUACGAGCUCUACAUGGCUAUCUCCGAUGAGCUGCACUACCUGGAGGUUUACCUGACUGACGAGUUUGCGAAAGGCAGGAAGGUGGCAGAUCUCUACGAGCUGGUUCAGUAUGCUGGAAACAUCAUCCCCAGACUGUACUUGCUGAUUACUGUGGGCGUAGUGUACGUGAGGUCCUUUCCCCAGUCCAGGAAGGACAUCCUGAAGGACCUGGUGGAGAUGUGCCGAGGGGUCCAGCACCCGCUGCGGGGGCUGUUCCUGAGGAACUACCUGCUGCAGUGUACCCGAAACAUCCUGCCUGACGACGGGGAGCAGCCUGAAGAGGAGACGACGGGAGACAUCAACGACUCCAUCGACUUCGUGCUGCUGAACUUUGCGGAGAUGAACAAGCUGUGGGUGCGGAUGCAGCACCAGGGCCACAGCAGAGACCGGGAGAAGAGGGAGAAGGAGCGGCAGGAGCUCCGCAUCCUGGUGGGCACCAACCUGGUGCGGCUCAGCCAGCUGGAGGGGGUCAACGUGGACAAGUACAAACAGAUUGUGCUGUCUGGAGUCCUGGAGCAGGUGGUGAACUGCCGAGAUUCACUGGCACAGGAGUACCUUAUGGAAUGUAUUAUACAGGUUUUCCCUGACGAGUUCCACCUCCAGACGCUCAACCCUUUCCUGCGCUCCUGUGCUGAGCUACAUCAGCAUGUGAAUGUCAAAAAUAUCAUCAUCGCUCUCAUUGACAGAUUAGCUUUAUUUGCUCACAGAGAAGAUGGUCCUGGCAUCCCUGCAGAUAUUAAAUUAUUUGACAUUUUCUCACAACAAGUAGCUACAGUUAUACAGUCACGACAGGAUAUGCCUUCAGAGGAUGUGGUCUCUCUGCAAGUGUCCCUCAUCAACUUGGCCAUGAAGUGUUACCCUGACCGGGUAGACUAUGUGGACAAAGUCCUGGAGAGCACUGUAGAGAUCUUCAACAAGCUAAACCUGGAACAUAUUGCAACCAGCAGCGCGGUGUCUAAAGAGCUAACGAGACUACUGAAGAUCCCCGUGGAUACCUACAAUAACAUCCUGACCGUGCUUCAGCUCAAACAUUUCCAUCCUCUCUUUGAGUACUUUGACUAUGAAUCUCGCAAGAGCAUGAGCUGUUACGUGCUGAGCAACACCCUGGACUACAGCACAGAGAUAAUAGCACAAGAACAGGUGGAUGCCAUCCUUAACCUGGUGUCAACGCUGAUCCAGGAUCAGCCAGACCAGCCUGCUGAGGACCCUGAUCCUGAGGACUUUGCAGAAGAGCAGAGUCUGGUGGGCCGGUUCAUCCACCUGCUUCACUCGGAGGACCCAGACCAGCAGUACUUAAUUUUAAACACUGCCAGGAAACACUUUGGAGCAGGAGGGAACCAGAGGAUUCGCUACACGCUGCCACCUUUGGUCUUCGCUGCAUAUCAGCUGGCUUUCCGCUACAAAGAGAACUGUAAAACCGAUGACAAGUGGGAGAAGAAGUGCCAGAAGAUCUUCUCCUUCGCUCACCAGACCAUCAGCGCUCUGAUCAAAGCUGAGCUGGCCGAGCUCCCGCUGCGACUCUUCCUCCAGGGGGCCCUGGCGGCCGGCGAGAUUGGCUUCGAGAACCACGAGACGGUGGCCUACGAGUUUAUGUCUCAGGCUUUCUCCCUGUACGAGGACGAGAUCAGCGACUCCAAGGCCCAGCUGGCGGCCAUCACGCUGAUCAUCGGCACGUUCGAGAGGACCCGCUGCUUCAGCGAGGAGAACCACGAGCCGCUGCGGACGCAGUGCGCGCUGGCCGCCUCCAAGCUGCUGAAGAAGCCGGACCAGUGCCGGGCCGUCAGCAUCUGCGCCCACCUCUUCUGGUCCGGCCACAACACUGACAAGAACGGAGAGGAGAUACGUGACGGGAAGAGAGUGAUGGAGUGCCUAAAGAAAGCUCUGAAAAUCGCCAACCAGUGCAUGGAUCCAUCACUGCAGGUCCAGCUCUUCAUCGAGAUCCUGAACCGAUACAUCUAUUUCUACGAGAAGGAGAACGAAGCGGUGACGGUCCAAGUGCUAAACCAGCUGAUCCAGAAGAUCCGAGAAGAUCUGCCGAACUUGGAGGCGAGCGAGGAGACGGAGCAGAUCAACAAACACUUCCACAACACACUGGAGCACUUGCGCGUGCGCAGGGAGUCGCCCGAGGCCGACGGCCCCAACUACGAGGGCCUGGUCCUUUAGGGGCGUGGCGACGCGCGGCUAGCGAUUCCAUCCGGCGGUAACCGCCAGCUCUCCUCACCCGCCCCACAUCUCCUCCAUCUUUAUUCUUUCUCAUUUUUAACAACAGUCUCGCCAUGCUUGCAUUAGGUUCUCUUUCUCAUAGAGCGUGCCUUUUCAAGGUGCCCAGAAUACAGUGCGUACACUGUCCUUCGCAUAGAAAUUCUUCUGCACGAUCAUUCCUGAACUGUUACGUGGUAUACAUGUGGGCCUGUGGUCUCCAUCUGACUGUACAUUGGGGGCAUCCCUUUAUUCCAGUAACCUUUUUUAUGUUCUGCAUUCUGGCUUCUGUGUAGUCCACACUGCGGUGUUGUUGAUGCCCAAGGUGGCACCAGCAGAAACACGUCUGUCAUUUGUCAACUGCAGAAUAUUACCGAUCAUUAAUACAGGGACGGUAACAUCACUCAUCUGUGUUUGUGGUUGUUCUGGUUUCAGUUUAAAAUUGAGGAAGCACCGUUUUUUUUGUCUAACGAUGAUUAAGAAUGCACUGAUGCAUGCAUCUGUGUAUGUGUGUGCCUGUAUGUAUAGAUAUGUAACUGGAUCAGCUGUUUACAGUAGCCAUUUGCAGUCCCUUGUAAUUAUCUUGGUAUUGGUAAACAACUAGACUAAACAACAGUUCUACCAUCUCACAAAUAUCCACCUUGAUCAGAAGAGGAACUAAUUUUCUUUUUUUGGGGGGUGCGGGUGGGGUUGUUCCUUUACAUAUUUUAUGCGUAACCUAACUGUAAACCAGUAAAAAAAAACAAAAACAAAAAAAAAAAACAAUUAAAGAUCAUCCGUAUCACAUCAUUUGCACAAAUAAAUAAUUGAUUGCUAUUAAUCAUAGAUUAAUUCCUUUAUGCUGCCAAGUAGAUUAAAUGUCAAAAUGAAGUGUUAAUAUUGAAUGAAAAUAUAAAUGUAAUCAUUGUAUGUUGAAUUCUUUGUUAUUGCAGAUUUUUUGUCAUCAUAGAUGGUUGACUCAAUCUUUUCUGUUUGGUUUAUUUAGUAAUUCUACCACGCUGACAUCAGUGUGUUCUGUACAGCCCAUGCAGUUAAGGUGAACUAUAAGUGUUCCUUUACAGUGUGGGAAAUUAACCUUUUUUAAUAUUUUAACUGAUAAGUUCCCUCUUGUAAAUCAACAAAACUUGUUUUAAUUGGCCAUGUGCUUUAUGAAGAAAAAAAAACGUAUGAAAUUUUAAAAAUAUAUACUUUCUCCGUAAUGUUUAUUUAGCUCCCCAAAUGUGGUUUUUCUGUCACGAUUAUAGCUAUGUAUUGCGUGUGGAUGAAUCCUUGUUAAAAAUAGGCAUUUUUCACAAUUUUAUUUCAGAAAACCACCCAGUCUCUUUAUUUUACACAUAGCUAAAAAUGUGCAACAUUUACACAAGGACGUAUGUACAGCCAGGACACCACCAUAGCUAGGGAGGGAUGAAAUGGACUGAAUUGUAUCAAUUUCUUGACCCUUCCAAGUGGUAAUGGUAUAUAUUACAAUAUUUGUGCUUCAUUUCUUUAAUUUGUGGCAUUGGGCCAUUAGGGAAAGUGGGGUGAUUCAGAUCUCAAAUAUUACAUUAAACAUGAGUAUUUAAAA